Messenger RNA from Atta colombica, 957 nucleotides. RefSeq names its product putative odorant receptor 92a. Lineage: Eukaryota; Metazoa; Arthropoda; Insecta; Hymenoptera; Formicidae. The transcript is spliced from 6 exons. Gene Ontology annotation, molecular function: odorant binding; olfactory receptor activity. The record is from RefSeq and is a predicted model, not a curated record. Bases 1 to 957 code for a protein of 318 amino acids. Gene Ontology annotation, biological process: sensory perception of smell; detection of chemical stimulus involved in sensory perception of smell. Gene Ontology annotation, cellular component: plasma membrane.
AUGGAUUUUCAAAACGUGAAUCCUUUAAACGUUUGGUUGAAUGUGCUCACGGGCAAUCUGCUACCGAUGGUCGGCCAUGAUUCACCUAUUUCGUUCUUUUGGAGGAUGUACAGUGUCUUUGUAUGGAUAUUAGAAAUAGCUGUAACGAUCAUGAUGAUACCUGGAUGCAUGUACGUAUCAAUGGAGAAGGCUAUAAAAGACAGUCUCAUCUGCUUUGAAAAGAAUCUAUUUUAUUAUGAAGAUUACAGAGUACCUGCUGGUUUUUCUAAGCAACCAUUCCCGCUUAAAGUCUUUCUAUCAGGAGGCCUGUUUAUACUGCUCGGCAUGGUAUAUUCGUUCAUAAAGAAAGUUAGUGCGGAAGUAUACACAGUGCAUUUGAUUUUAAUGAUAACUGCGCAGUAUCGAUACAUUGCGGAAAAAAUUGCAAUGAUAUUUCAAGAAGAAAAUGAAGAUGGAUAUCAAAAAGGAUAUCUCUCUACAUCUUAUCGAAAAAAAGAAACAGAAAUUAAAGCACUCUGCCAAUAUCACAAUGAGGUGAUAUACUUAAUGUCAAUGCUAAAAGAAUUACUGUCUUUAACCUUUACUGUAAUGUAUAUAAAUAAUGUUUUACGAUUCUGCUUUAUUGGUGUCUUGCUAAGCAACCUAGCAGAAGUGACGUUCUUCGAAGCAAUGUCGAUUAUAAUAUACACAUCAGGUGCAUUAGCGCAACUGUAUAUUUUGUGCUCCUGUGUGCAACAAUUAAUAAAUGCGAGUACGGAAAUAUCAGAUAAAGCAUUUCACGAAAAGUGGUAUUUGCUUCAGCCAUCAAUAAAACAUGUAUUUAUCUUGAUAAUUAUGGCUAAUCAUUUAGAAUGCAAAAUUGCUACAUUUAAAAAUUUUAAUUUUUCCUUGCCCUCAUUUAUGGCGAUUUUAAAUCAAUCAUACUCAAUCGCUCUUCUGUUUUUAAAAACAAAUUGA